Messenger RNA from Daldinia decipiens, 2340 nucleotides. RefSeq names its product heterokaryon incompatibility protein-domain-containing protein. The transcript has 2 exons. The record is from RefSeq and is a predicted model, not a curated record. The coding region runs from base 158 to 2287 and encodes 709 amino acids. Lineage: Eukaryota; Fungi; Ascomycota; Sordariomycetes; Xylariales; Hypoxylaceae.
GUUGCUUUUCUUCUCUUUACACUUCUAAGCUCUCUUGUGAAGCAAGGCUAAGCAUGUUCGCAAACAUCCCUUCUCUUCCAAAACAUCAAUAUCAUAAAGUCUUCGUCGUUUUUUUUUCUGUUCAACUUUUGAAGAAAUAUAUUGAUUUACUCUGGAGAUGAUGACUAGCUUACCAAAUUAUCAUGCAUGCCAAUACUGCCAGAAACUUUUGAUAGACCUCAAUAAUAAGCAGCCUCCCGGCGAUAUUAUCACAGACUACUGGAAUACAACAGAAGGGAUAUUCUUCUUCGAUGCGACUUUACAGGAUGUCCUUGAAGGUGCUUCCCGUCAUUGUCACUUAUGCAAAUGGCUUGAUGGUGCAUGGGAGAAACGCCACGGUGAUCAAUACAAGAUGCUUGCGAAAGUCCCUACUGGCCGCAUAACUAUUUGUGCCGAUAGUUAUAGUAUGUCCCUAACUGAUCGCUACCCAUUCGAUGAGUUAUCAUUCAUAGGUCUAUGGGAGCAUGGUGUGCCAGUGAACCCUGAGUUGGGCAAAUGCCGAAUCAGAAGCCCAUACAGCCUAGAUGUCUUUACAACAGAGGAUGACCCAGCAAGCCAGUUCAUUUUGACCCGCCCUAUCAAUUGUCGACCAGGUACGGCAGAAAAUCUAGCAUUGGCCCGAGGCUGGCUAGAAGGGUGUUUAGAUUCACAUCCUGAAUGCCGUACAGAACAAAGCUCUAUGCCUUCACGAAUUCUUCAUAUAGAGAAGGUCGAGGGUUUAGAUAAAUUUGAUAUUAACCUUGAACCGACUUAUGAUAAGGUGGAACCGUAUGUAGCACUUAGCUAUUGCUGGGGAGGUGAUCAGGCUUGCAAGACUACAAAAUCACGUAUGAGAUCAGGCAACCUAAGCAUCCCAUACGAUAAACUUGCCCAAUCUAUACAAGAUGCUAUUGAAGUAACUUCAGGACUGGGUUUGAAAUACCUCUGGGUCGAUGCUCUAUGCAUCAUCCAAGAUGACGAGGGAGACAAGAUUGAACAGAUCGCCAAUAUGCCUUGGAUCUAUAAUCAAGCAUGUGUCACAAUUGUUGCAGCACGGUCGGAUCGCGCAAGCAGGGGAUUUCUAGACGAUAUUGACUUAGUUCAAAGCACGAGGCUUGCUGUAAGGCUUCCAUUCCGUUGUCCAGACCAACACGGCACCUUGGGCUCGGCAUAUAUCACUUACAUAGACGAUAGCCGAGAAUCCGAGCCCAUCCAUUCUCGGGCGUGGACGCUACAGGAGCGAUAUCUAUCUAAUAGAUAUAUAGAGUUUGGUAGAAAUCAGAUGCGUUGGGUAUGCGCGUGCUCUGGAAUAAAGGAUGGCUAUUGCGACGGUUGGAAGCGCGAGGAUCCAGACAAUACUACUCACGUAAUGUACAUCUACCGCGAGCUUCAGCGAGAUAUUGAAGUGAUGAACUUGAGAAGGUUAAGCGAAGAGUGGAUUGCCGAUUGGAUAAAGGGACGAUGGGAAACUAUCGUUAACCAUUAUACUCCACGCAAGCUCUCCGUUCCAACCGAUCGCAGUCUUGCGAUUUCAGGGAUCGCACACGUAUUUGGAACUCAUAUGAAAGACGAUUAUUUGGCGGGGCUAUGGAAAACAACUCUGCCAAGUUUCCUAUGUUGGCAGGCGACUCUAGGCGAGCACGGAUACCUUCCACGUCCAGUCCAUUAUCAAGGCCCUUCGUGGUCCUGGACAGGUAUAAACAGCCCAAUUAGCUUUCUACUCGCCCGAUCCUGCUAUCAGAAUUGCCGCGCAGAGCUUCUUGACGCUGAUAUUGAGCUGGUGAAUAUAAAUGCAAGAUACGGGUCGGUCCGACAGGGCAUUUUAACACUGAGAGGGCGAUUGAGGGAAGUUAUCUGGUAUAAAAAUACGACUGGGGGUAUAUUGAAGCUCCGGCCAAGAGGGGGUUCCGAGGUUGGUGACCCCAAUGAGGCGAUUUUGAUGAAACUUAUAACCGUCUUCCCGGACACGAAUGAAUUUGAAGGGAGUGCGCAAAAAUUGAGCGAAAUUGAGGUCUCAUUAUUUGAGAUUGGUAACUGCGUUGGAUUGAAUAGACGUGGGCCGCUCGGUCUCAUUCUCCGCGCGAUGCCUUGCGAUACGACUCGUUUGUGUACGCGAUUUACACGUUUGGGUCUAUUCCACAUCAAUACAAAAUCCAAAAGUCGAGCAAAAGAGGACACGAGUAACACGAGGGUGAUGGGCGCUUAUUCAACUAUAGAAUGUGUGGACUUGUUUGAAAAGGUCAGACCGGAGAUUGUUGAAAUUGAAUAGGAGUAAUGAGAAGUAAAACAUAUAAGAAUCAAGAUGGCCUACAUUCCAAAAUU